AUGUCUAGUAGUGUCAUGAUUCCAGACGGCGAAUACGAGAUAGACAUCUCCAGUCUGCUGUUUGCACAGCGGAUUGAGAAUUUUGGGAUACGAUAUGGGUUUAGACCGGACUCCAUUGACCAGAGUAUGCCUCUAGACCUGGUAAAAGACACCCUUGAUGAUCCGAUCAAUUCUUUUAAAGGGGAGGGCAGCUACAUUUUGAGAGCUCACGUGGACUCAAAACACUCGAAAAACAAUGGCAAAUAUGUUUUUUUUGAUGGUGUGUUGGGUUCUGCUCACAAGGGUACGCCUCAUAGUAGCACUCCUAAUUCCCCCGCUAUUGGUGGAUCUACUGCUACACCAUCCACAGAGUUCCUUCUUUUGUAUGACAACAACGCCAAGGAUUUCAAGCUGGAGCCUUCUGGAGGAGUCUUGAAGAUGAACAAAUCGAGGAACCCCGAAAAGCUUUCGAAAAAAUUUAGCAAGUUGAAGACUCAGGCCAAAUCUAGGAUGGGAGUGUCUACGCCAUCGCUGUCAACCCAAUUCGAGUUGAAGACCAGUCCAUCAAGGACAAAGAAGCUCAAGAGCUCGUCAAUGAUGGAAACGAGUGAUGUCAAUGCAAAGACAAAGACGAAUCACCAUAAGACAUCGGCUGGUGAAGCACCGCCAAUGAGUGAAAUUUCGGACAUCGAAGAGACGGGACUUGCAAAGUCCAAAAAGCAGAAAUCGCAACAACAGGCUACAAAGGAAGCGAAUUCAAUGACACCUCUGCUGGGUGCCAGUUUAUCACCCGAGGGUUCAAAUGGACAUGUUAAAGAAGAUAAUGAGUCAUCCGGCAAGGCCGAACCAGAACACCAAGACAGAGCAACAGUCAAGUUAAUUUCACAGGUCAUGGAAGGCAGCUCUCCUUCUUCCCAGGACAAUCAAGACAAAAUACAACCACUGGAGUCUUCGAACGCAUUCUUCGACGAGGAUGAUUGGGACGAGAAUCUGGACGAUUGGGAGGAUGCGUUCUUGCCAGACGGCAACACCGAUUCGGAAUUUGCCAUAGUUGUGGAUGAGACGCCCCUUUUGCAAAACCAAGCCAAUUCAAGAAGUCGCAGAGGCUCAGCUUCAAGUCGGAGAUCAUCCAUGCCAAAGGCGACGAAGCCCACGAGUAUGAAAGCGUUAAAUGAAGCGGCCGAGGUGAAGAUAGCUAGGCGUACGAGAAGGAGGACUUCGGAGAUCAAGCAGCGCGAGGAGGUGAGAGACAUGUUAACCCCCGAACUGAACGGAAAAGCUACCAACUCAGAAGAAGAGGACGAUGACGAGGACUUUAACUUCGAUGACGACUUUGACAAAGCGAUUGAUUCAUUUGAGGAGGAAGAGAAGAAAAAGGGAACUAAUGGAGGUGCCAACGGAAGUGAGGAUGAAAGCGAGGAGGAAUAA
Messenger RNA from Kuraishia capsulata CBS 1993, 1407 nucleotides. RefSeq lists its product as uncharacterized. Bases 1 to 1407 code for a protein of 468 amino acids. The record is from RefSeq and is a predicted model, not a curated record. Lineage: Eukaryota; Fungi; Ascomycota; Pichiomycetes; Pichiales; Pichiaceae. The transcript has 2 exons.